This is a messenger RNA of Antechinus flavipes (yellow-footed antechinus), 5354 nucleotides long. RefSeq names its product MAM domain containing glycosylphosphatidylinositol anchor 1 (gene MDGA1). Gene Ontology annotation, cellular component: plasma membrane; neuronal cell body; axon. The transcript is spliced from 17 exons. Lineage: Eukaryota; Metazoa; Chordata; Mammalia; Dasyuromorphia; Dasyuridae. Gene Ontology annotation, molecular function: axon guidance receptor activity; protein binding. The record is from RefSeq and is a predicted model, not a curated record. Bases 1395 to 4256 code for a protein of 953 amino acids. Gene Ontology annotation, biological process: homophilic cell-cell adhesion; synapse organization.
ACCACACGGAAGGUGAAGUUACUGAAAAGGAAGGUCUAGUACGAUUAGGGCUCGCGACCCGACUGGACUGCUCUGCUCCGCCCUCGGGGGGAGCCCCCAGCCAGCGCCUCACCCCGCCCGAGAGGGCCCCCGGCAGCUGGCCUGGGAGAGAGGCAGGCGGGGGCGGGGGCGGGGGGAGCUGGCCAACUUCGGGGAAGGCUAAGCCCUGUUCUCCUGAGAGCUACGGAGCCAGCUAGCGCCAGUCACGGACAGACAGAGGCGGAGGAGAGCCGAGCGGAGAGAGAGCGAGCUCGUGAAGCUCACUACUGCCGGUACAGGGUCGGGCCCGAGGCUGCAAGAGGAAGAAACCGAUCGUUUUCAUAUAUUUUUUAGCAACUCAAACUUUUCUUUCCUUUUUUUCUUUUUGGGGGCCGUCUUCACUCUUUAGCGCGGGUCCCUGGAGGGGACGAGACCUCGGAUUUCUCCGGAGCCGAAGCCGCUUCUAACUUUGCUCUCUGAACCUCCAGGACCAGGGAAGAAGAGUUGAGAAGCUCCGAGGACAGACCGAGGUGAAAAGCUGCCCCUCCCUGGAAGAAACCUCGGUACUAGUUCCAGAGAGACUGAAACGCCUCCUUCAUUCCCGCCACUCCGGGAGCGGAAAAACUGCGGGCCUUGGAGGCUUUUCGGUUUUGAAGAGGUGGGCUUGCCAGUGUCCAGCGGUCUCCUCCUCUGCUCGGGCGUGGAUGUUUUAGCUCAGCUGGGCUGGGACUAAAGCUAUCAGAUUAAUCUGUUUGGCACACGAGACACCUCUUUUCUCCCCUCCCUCUUUCCCCACAGGGAGGUAUCCCCUCUGGGAGUGGGGGAAGACCGCCAAGUUUGACGCUUUUUGAUCACCAAUUUAUCAGACGCUCAGCAGAAGGGGCCCACUGACCUGUCCCCUCCCACAGAAAGGGGAGGAGUCCUCCGCCUCCCCAAACUCCCAUUUCUUCGCACCCAGAGUGGAAGGGGCCGAGCUUUCCAUACUCCCUCUUCACUUCGUCCCUCCCCGCCAGCCCCCAGAGAUCUGCGGCUGAGGCUCGCUGUCUUUAGACCACUGCCGCCCCUGAGCCAGACUCUUCCUGGAGAAGAGGCCGGGGCGCUGGCUGGAUUGUCGGGGUGGACUAAGCCGCCCUGCUCCCGGCCAGCGCCCCCUGGAUCACCGCUUUGACAACGGCGUUUCUGGAGGAGUCCUAGCUGCUGUCGCUGCCGCCGCCGCAGCUGUCGCGGCCCCAGUCUCUUACUCCGGGUCGCGGCAGCCGCGGUCUCCAGCGCAGGUUUGGGGGACAAACGGAAGGCAAGGAGGCACCCUGGUGGAUGCGCUCCUCGCCGCCUCUAGGGCUGAGCUGCCCCGCGGGGAUGAGGCACCGGCGGUGAAGAUGGAGGUGACCUGCCUUCUAUUACUGACCCUGGUCCCUAUGUACUGCAAGGGACAAGGUGUCUACGCUCCAGCUCAGGCUCAGAUUGUCCACGCAGGCCAGGCAUGUGUAGUGAAAGAGGACAACAUCAGUGAACGUGUCUACACUAUUCGUGAGGGGGAUACCCUUGUUUUGCAGUGCCUUGUCACUGGGCACCCACGACCCCAGGUUCGGUGGACAAAGACAGCUGGGAGUGCCUCAGACAAGUUCCAGGAGACAUCAGUGUUUAAUGAGACCCUUCGAAUUGAGCGCAUUGCUCGAACCCAGGGCGGCCGCUACUACUGUAAAGCUGAGAAUGGGGUGGGGGUCCCUGCGAUCAAGUCCAUUCGAGUAGAUGUGCAGUAUCUGGAUGAACCAGUCUUGACAGUCCACCAGACAGUGAGUGAUGUUCGCGGUAGCUUCUACCAGGAGAAGACAGUAUUUCUUCGAUGCACCGUUAAUUCUAACCCUCCAGCCCGGUUCAUCUGGAAGCGGGGCUCCAGCACCCUGUCCCACAGCCAGGAUGAUGGGGUUGACAUCUAUGAACCUCUCUACACCCAGGGGGAGACCAAGGUUCUGAAGCUGAAGAAUCUGAGGCCCCAGGACUACGCCAGCUACACCUGCCAGGUGUCCGUUCGCAAUGUGUGUGGCAUUCCUGACAAGGCCAUCACCUUCCGUCUCACCAACACCACAGCACCUCCUGCCCUGAAGCUGUCGGUGAAUGAGACAUUGGUGGUGAACCCUGGGGAGAAUGUGACAGUGCACUGUUUCCUGACUGGGGGGGACCCCCAGCCGCAGGUGCUGUGGUCCCAUGGUCCAGGUGCCCUGCCUCUAGGCAGCAGGGCCCAGGGUGGCACCCUCACCAUUCCAUCUGUUCGAGCCCAGGACUCUGGCUACUACAACUGCACGGCUAUUAAUAAUGUGGGUAACCCAGCCAAGAAGACGGUCAACCUGCUGGUUCGGUCAAUGAGGAAUGCAACCUUCCAAAUCACUCCAGAUGUAAUCAAGGAGAGUGAGAGUAUUCAGCUGGGUCAGGACCUGAAACUCUCGUGCCACGUGGAUGCUGUGCCUCAGGAGAAGGUGUCAUACCAGUGGUACAAGAAUGGCAAGCUCGCCCGGGUAUCUGACCGAUUGUUGGUGACUCGCAAUGACCCUGAGCUGCCUGCUGUCACCAGCAGCUUGGAGCUCAUUGACUUGCGCUUCAGUGACUAUGGCACCUACCUCUGUGUCGCCUCCUUUCAGGGUGCACCUGUGCCAGACCUCAGUGUCGAGGUCAACAUCUCUUCUGAGACAGUGCCCCCCACAAUCAGCGUCCCCAAGGGCAGGUCGGUGGUGAUGGUUCGUGAGGGGUCCUCCGUGGAGCUACAGUGUGAAGUUCGGGGGAAGCCCAGGCCUCCUGUGCUAUGGUCCCGCGUGGACAAGGAGGCUGGUCUGCUGCCCUCUGGAGCUACCAUGGAGGAGACGCCAGACGGGAAGCUACGGGUGGAGCGAGUGAGCCGGGAGAUGAGUGGGACCUACCGCUGUCAGACUGCUCGGUACAAUGGCUUCAAUGUUAGGUCCCGGGAGGCACAGGUGCAGCUCAAUGUGCAGUUCCCUCCAGUGGUGGAACCGACCAGCCAGGACGUGCGCCAGGCCCUGGGCCGACCUGUACUGCUACGUUGCACCUUGCUUCGAGGUAGCCCCCUGCGCAUCGCCUCUGCCGUGUGGCGCUUCAAUGGGCACCUCCUGCCCACGCCGCCCGCUCCCCCCAACGAAGCCCCAGACCACGCGGAGCUGCGCCUUGACCCCCUCACCCGCGACAGCAGCGGCAGCUAUGAGUGCACCAUCUCCAACGACGUGGGCGCCGCCUCCUGCCUCUUCCAGGUUUCCGCCAAAGCCUACAGCCCGGAGUUUUACUACGACACCCCCAACCCCACCCGCAGCCACAAGCUGUCCAAGAACUACUCCUACGUGCUUCAGUGGACGCAGAAGGAGCCGGACGCCGUGGAUCCUGUCCUCAGCUACCGGCUGGACGUCCGCCAGCUAAGCCUUCGGACGUCUGUAACAAAGCCAAUCCCAGUUCGCCGAGUGGAGAAGGGGCAGUUGCUUGAAUACAUACUGACUGACCUGAAGGUGCCCCAUAGCUACGAGGUCCGCCUCACACCCAUCACCACCUUUGGGGCCGGAGACAUGGCUGCCCGCAUUAUCCGAUACAUGGAGCCAACCAACUCUCCAAACCUAUCAGAUAAUACCUGCCACUUUGAGGAUGAGAAGAUCUGUGGCUACACUCAGGACCGGGCAGACAAUUUUGACUGGACUCGGCAGAAUGCCCUCACUCAGAACCCCAAACGCUCCCCCAAUACUGGUCCACCCACUGACAUAAGUGGGACUCCAGAGGGUUAUUACAUGUUUAUUGAGACAUCCAGGCCCCGGGAGUUGGGGGACCGGGCGAGGCUUGUAAGCCCACUGUAUAACAUCAGUGCUAAACUCUACUGUGUCUCCUUCUUCUACCACAUGUAUGGAAAGCACAUUGGUUCACUCAAUCUUCUGGUUCGAUCCCGGAACAAGGGGGCACUGGAGACCCAUGCAUGGUCCUUGAGUGGUAAUAGAGGCAAUUCCUGGCAGCAGGCUCAUGUGCCCAUUAACCCCAGUGGGCCUUUCCAGAUUAUCUUUGAGGGAGUUCGAGGUUCAGGUUAUUUGGGGGAUAUUGCCAUUGAUGACGUCAGCCUGAAGAAGGGAGAGUGUCCUAGGAAGCAAGUGGAUCCCAAUAAAGUGGUGGUCAUGCCCGGCAGUGGUGCCCCCUGCCUGCCCGGCCCCUUACUCUCUGGGCCCCUCACCAUCUUCCUCCUGGCAAUGCUGAGAUGAUGAGCGCCAUCCGCUUCUCUCCUGCGCCCCUCCCCAGCCCCCCGGCACACCAAAGUGUCUACAUCGUACCAAAGACUGACCCCCUUCAGCCGGGGUGCCCAGGGGGACAGGGCCAUAGUGCCAUGGAGGGGGGCUUGUGGUGGCUGAACAAGGAAGGAGAGUGUGGGGGACGCCCGUCUCCGGAGGUCCUGGAGACACUGGUUUGACGCACACAUGCGUAUACACACAUACAUACACACUUACACACACACAUUAUAUAUAAAUAUACAUAUAUAUUAAAGCACAAGUUUCUAUCUGAGCUACCAGAACUUUCUUUAACAUGGAAACAUGGGGGACUUGCCCUAUUGUUGUUGGUUGGCACAGCACCGACCCCUGCCUGCUCACACAGCCAUCCCCAGGGACUUUGGUGGCAGGGCAGUUGGGCUGUGUUCCCCAGCGGCCUUUUGCAGUAUUUUCUUCCUCCUUUUCUCCUCCCAUUGCCCUGUGGGUCUCCCAGCUCUCCUUCUGCUACCUACUGCUCUCCCUAAAGGUUAAACAGCAGCUUGGCAGAAACAGGUAUGGCACAGAGGCAACUGCCUAACCUGGAGAGAAGCAAGUACCUGGGUCCUGCCUGGGUGUGCCUCAAUAUCCCCUCCCCAUGCCCUUGGGUGAGAGAGGAUUCAGUUGUAUUUGCUUUAUCUGGGGGACCUGGUUCCAGCAACUUUCAAUUUUCAAGGGUUAUGAGAGUAGCCUGGGGAAGAAGGGCUGGAGUGUAGAAAUAAACAAAUAACCCCAAAUCCCUCAUCUCAGCCUGGGCUCUCGGGCUCUUCCCAGAGUUACUCAACAAGGACUGGAGUUUCUCCUUUUUCUCCAUGUCCCAGAUCUGAAUAAUCCACAGAAUGCCUUGGUAAUCACCCAGUUAAGUGAGUUAGCUGCAUAGAUUCCCAACCUUGAUAUCAACCAGAAGAUGCUGAUUUUUCUUGCCCUCCCCUUUAAACACUUCCAUACAUAGUUCCCUGGACUAGCCUCCAUUUGGACUUUGGUGGAAUCUGAAAAGGGGUCAAAUGGGAUGGGAGUGGGAACAUGGAGAGAAUAAAUUGUGUAACAAAUAACUUUGAA